Exaiptasia diaphana is the source of this 1440-nucleotide messenger RNA. RefSeq names its product mitochondrial uncoupling protein 4. Bases 30 to 950 code for a protein of 306 amino acids. Gene Ontology annotation, biological process: response to cold; mitochondrial transport. Lineage: Eukaryota; Metazoa; Cnidaria; Anthozoa; Actiniaria; Aiptasiidae. The record is from RefSeq and is a predicted model, not a curated record. Gene Ontology annotation, cellular component: mitochondrial membrane. The transcript has 10 exons.
UUGUACAGUUAUGUGCAGUGGAGUAAAGAAUGGCUUCAAAUUCAAAACAAAAUGGAUUUUUGCGUAAAUAUAUCCUUUCUUCGGCUGCUGCUACUUUUGCGGAAACAGUAACAUUUCCAUUGGAUAUUACGAAAACGCGUUUACAGAUCCAAGGAGAAAGAGCCUCAAUGGUGUCUUCAAAUGGCCAUACUGUGGCAUAUAGGGGAAUGGUUCAGACAGCCAUUGGCAUAGUACGAGAAGAGGGAUUGUUGAGACUAUGGAAUGGCAUUACUCCUGCAGUCAUGAGACAUAUUGUUUACACAGGUUCCAGAAUGACAGUAUAUGAGUUUUUACGCAACAAAGUUUUAAAACGCAAUACAGAUGGAUUAUUUCCCAUUUGGAAGUCUGUUAUAAGUGGCAUGACUGCUGGAGCUGUUGGCCAGUUCAUAUCCAGCCCAACAGAUUUAGUCAAAGUCCAAAUGCAAAUGGAAGGAAGGCGUGUUCUUGUUGAGAAAAGAAAGCCAAGAGUACGCAGCACACUACAUGCAUUUCGAAACAUUAUCAAGCACCAUGGGCUCAAAGGCUUGUGGAAAGGGUGGUUUCCUAAUGUACAACGAGCAGCUCUGGUUAAUAUGGGAGAUCUGACAACGUAUGAUACCGUUAAACACAACAUUCUCAAACAUACCAACAUGAAGGAUGAUUGGGUGUUACACACAGUCUCGAGUGUGUGUUCGGGAUUUGUAGCAUCUAUCAUCAGUACUCCUGCAGAUGUCGUUAAAACUAGAAUAAUGAACAAUCCAUCAGAAUAUCGAGGGUCUAUAGACUGCUUUAAACGGGCUGUUAAGCAAGAGGGAUUUUUUUCUUUAUACAAGGGAUGGCUACCUACUUGGUCAAGAAUGGCGCCUUGGUCACUUACAUUCUGGCUGACGUACGAACAAAUAAGAAAGCUUUCGGGAGCAUCGGGAUUUUAAUGCACAAUAUUGAAAAAUAGAGGUUUUUCACUUGAUGACUUCAAGGACUACARGCCACGAGAAUAAUUGACCUUAAACCUUGAAUGAUUAGGGGAUUUACGGGGAUUUCUAUUUUUGAGGACUGACUGGGAACACRCAUGUCUAAUGAUGAUUAAAAACAUUCUUGUUAGUCAGAAGAGUUAAAUUUCUAAAAUUAUAGGGGGAACGAUUUAAACUAGAAAUGAUUUACUUAAUCUCACUUAAAGUGAAGCAAUCUAAAUGUAUAUUUCUUUUCUUUUCGCGCCAACGGGCUACUUGUACAAAGCGUUUCAAACGAAAAAUAAAAAUUUAAUAAGAUUCAUAAAGUCAGACACAAUCUCUCACUCCUCCAAAUUUAUAAGAAAUAAACRGCAAGAAAUAAAGCCUCGUUGUCAUAUAACUAAGUAAAACUCAUGGCCAAGUGUUUUCUAGUUUCCAGAAGGGAUGUCCUUCAAUCUCCUGGAGCGAUUAU